This is a messenger RNA of Cottoperca gobio, 1608 nucleotides long. It is a transcript of the gene cist1, whose product is annotated as colon, intestine and stomach enriched 1. The record is from RefSeq and is a predicted model, not a curated record. Bases 3 to 635 code for a protein of 210 amino acids. The transcript is spliced from 4 exons. Lineage: Eukaryota; Metazoa; Chordata; Actinopteri; Perciformes; Bovichtidae.
ACAUGCCUGCAGCGAUGCACCUCACUGUGCUGGUGUCCCUGCUUGCAGUGACUGUUUCUAAAGACGCCACAACUUCCUCCACAACCAAACAGGUAACAGAGAUAAUCACAAAUGCUGCACACCACAUCAGUUUGGCUACAAAGAACAAUACUAGCAUUGUGAAAGACAUCACCACACCACAAGAGCUAACAACAACAACUGACCGGAUUACCACUACAGUCCCUUCAAAAAAUGUGUCAUCAUCACCACUGCCGGCUUCCACACAGACGGCGAGCACGAGAGAGGAAACACAUUCCAGUGUCUCUUCUCAGAUUACAACGACCUACCAGACGUCCAACGAGACAGUUUCCCACGGAUCGACACUCCCACAAGCAUCAGAAUCACCAAACACCACUGCAACCACCACUGCAAACACAACCAGUCCAGGUCUUUUACCUGAAUGGGAUAAAGGUGACUUGUCAGAAAAUCCCGGCCUUGUGGCCAUCCUUUGCAUCUUCUGUAUCAUCAUCGCCCUUCUGCUGGUGGUUGUCACUGUGAAAUGUAUCCGAUCACCGAGGUCCAACUUUGAGAGGCUUGAAGACGUUCCCAUGAACAAAGUGAACGAGGGGUCUCCGUUCGCCCAGUACUCAAAAUGACAGAGGAAACUUCAUCAGACAUCCAGGAGGAGUCUGGUCUGCUGUACAACUCUGAUGAUUCUGGACAGAAAAGAAAACAGAAAUGUUGUCCAGACAAAACAACUUUUAUGUUUUUCUCUCUUAUUUCUUAACAAAGCACUUUUAUCAAGGAGAGUGAAGUAUUUAUGCCUCAUCUUUGACCUUUGACCUGCUUGUAUGGUUGCUUUUACCUCUACUGAUUGAAGCUGAAUCAAUUGUUGCACUAACUCUUCCUUUAUAGUUUAUUUUGAAAGAGUAUCAGCCUGAAAGAUACAAAUGUAAAUUGAAUGUUUCCAAAAUUGGUGAUGUAUUUCUUUAUUAACACUUAAAAUGAAUAAUUGCACUCAAGUAACAAGUGACAUUAUAAGAAUACAUUUUAAGUUUCCAUGAUAAUUAUUUUGUCGUCAACAGUGCUCAGGAAGAUGUAUUUCCAGUGUUGAAAGUUUACGGGAAUAAAGUUAUCUGCAUGUACACAUGCAUUUUUGAGCAAUUAUUAUUACUAUAUAUUAUUAUUAUUAUUAUACAUAUAAAUAUAACUAAUUGGAAUGCACAAGUUCAUGUCAAAUAUAUGUUUUUAUUAUGUUAUUUAUUGCCAUAUACUAUGAUGUAUAAAUAAUGUCUACCCUGGCCUGAGACAUCCAAAGUAAAUGUUUUUGAAGUCCAAAAACAGUUUUGAAUAAUAAUCUAAUUUGUUGAGUCAAAUUUCAGCAAGAACAAUGAAGAAACACAAUUUAAUAGAAUUAUUAUGGCCAAAAAACAUGAAGACUGCCAACUAACCAGUGAAAGAUAUGGAAAAAAUGACAAAGGUAAUAUACGAAGACUGGCUAGAAAUAAUGCCAACAAGUGCAGGUAUUGUACUUUGGCUCGCUGAACCUGCAAAUUCAACUAGUUUAUAUGUGUUGGCUAUUAAGUAAUCCUAGUAAAUUAGAUUAUUUCUGCCUUAACAAACAAUACA